Messenger RNA from Dioscorea cayenensis subsp. rotundata (Guinea yam), 1098 nucleotides. Its product is annotated as rRNA-processing protein FCF1 homolog. The coding region runs from base 299 to 895 and encodes 198 amino acids. The transcript is spliced from 10 exons. NCBI's taxonomy places the organism in Eukaryota, Viridiplantae, Streptophyta, Magnoliopsida, Dioscoreales, Dioscoreaceae. The record is from RefSeq and is a predicted model, not a curated record. Gene Ontology annotation, cellular component: nucleolus; small-subunit processome.
CUCUCACUCUCUCGACCGUCUUGAUUCACAGCCGCCGCCGCUUGCCGCCGCCGUUUGCCGGCCUGCCGAGCCCGGCUUGCCAAGAAAAUAUAGACCAUCGGAGGUUUAGCCUGCCUCACCGUGUUCAACUUUGGGAACUUGAAACCCUACUUAUCUCGUCUCUCCCGAUCAAUUUCUCGGCUUCCUCAGGAUCGAGAUUUAAAAGGGUCUUCUUCAUAAAAACGAUCACCACUGAGCCGGCAUCUUAAACCCCAAAUUCUAGGGUUUGUGAUUUGAAGAACAAGCUAGGUUUUGCAAUAUGGGGAAGGCAAAGAAAGGCCCCAAAUUCGCAAACAUGAAGAGGAUCAUCAGCUCCAAAACCAUUAAGAAAUACAAAGAGGAGGUUUUGAACCCUAAUAAGAAGGAUCUUGAAAAGGAGAAGCUUCCCCGCAACGUGCCGGCAAUUUCUUCGGCAUUGUUUUUCAAGUAUAACACUGCACUGGGGCCACCAUAUCGGGUGAUCGUAGAUACCAACUUCAUCAAUUUCUCCAUCCAGAACAAGCUUGAUUUGGAAAAAGGAAUGAUGGACUGCCUUUAUGCAAAAUGCACUCCUUGUAUUACUGACUGUGUCAUGGCUGAGCUUGAAAAAUUGGGACAGAAGUAUCGCGUGGCUUUAAGGAUUGCCAAGGAUCCUCGGUUUGAAAGGCUACCAUGCAUACAUAAGGGAACAUAUGCUGAUGAUUGCAUUGUUGAUAGGGUCACUCAGCACAAGUGCUACAUUGUUGCAACAUGUGAUAGAGAUCUGAAGAGAAGAAUACGCAAGAUCCCUGGUGUGCCUAUUAUGUAUAUAACACGACAUAGGUAUUCCAUUGAGCGUCUACCUGAAGCAACUAUGGGCGGAGCGCCGAGGAUCUAGGUACCAGGUUUUGUUUACCGCUAUGAAAGAGUGAGGUCUUUCAAGGUUGAUUUCUUCCUUUGAGGCGGGGUUGGCUAUCUUAAUUGAGGGCUUAAAAAUUUUGUAAUUGAGAUUCUCAAGAGUGUGUUAAGCAAAUUUUUGCCGUGCUCUCAUGUAUCACUUUUUAAGGGAAUGAUUGAAAGCGAACUGCACAAUGUUGUUUA